Owenia fusiformis is the source of this 2267-nucleotide messenger RNA. Lineage: Eukaryota; Metazoa; Annelida; Polychaeta; Sabellida; Oweniidae. The record is from the annotation of a GenBank genome assembly.
AGUGGAUAUGAUACAUCAGCUAUGUACUCAUGGCAGUAUACCUAAACAAAGCAUAUUGAACAAAUAAACAAUCAUAUCAAGAACUUUGCGGACAUAAUAUCACUAAUAGACCCGCAAUGUGGUGAAAAUAACAGAACUGGAGACAGAAUGGUUCUGACGAAUUGAAACUGGCUUGAGUGCAAGUAAUUGAGUACGCUCUACUGAAGAUAACUGACCUAUAUUAGAGGUGCAGUUUUACUUACCUAUUAAUGACAAUAUUGAUUAGCAUAAAUAGACGGCAGUGUGAUGCGUAUCCGCACGUUGAAUAAUUACACCAUGAGGAAGUGUAGACAAUUCAAAUCAAGCUCCAGUCAGAAGAUUUGGUAUGCAUUUCUCUCUCUCACGACGGGUUGUUUCAUUGGGAUUCUCCUCACAAGAUAUGGCUACGUUUUAGAAAAGAUCGAGGUCAACGUAGCAAUUGACUGUGUAAAUGGUACCAAAAUCUUGUUUCACAGUCCGGAAGUGGACAAUAACACUACCAACUUUCGUGUGCCCAAUAUUGUGCAUUUUAUUUGGUUCGGAAAGAAUAGGGAGAUGACAUUCAUUCAGAUGGUUAGUAUUAUGAGUGCCCAUAAGAUACAGCAACCCGAUGUGAUAAUGUUCCACUGUGAUUUUCUUCCAUCGGGAAAAUACUGGGACGAAUUGAAGAGGAACAUACCGAUAAAAAUCAUCCAUCGUGACCAACCAAAAGAAAUAUUUGGUCAAAGCAUUCUGCAUGUCUACCAUAGAGGCGACAUCGCAAAACUACAAAUUCUGCAAGAAUUUGGUGGCAUUUAUAUGGAUUACGAUGUCAUAAUGGUAAACAAAAUGAAUCAGUUAAGAAGAUAUGACAUGGUCAUUGGCUUAGAGAAACGGAAAAAGUUCAAUGCUGGGAUUAUAUUAUCACACAAAGAUGCUAUUUUUCUAAAACUUUGGUAUGAAUCAUACAGGAACAAUUACCGAGCCUUUGACUGGGAUUAUAAUUGUGGCCGAUUACCAUAUGGAAUAUAUUUGGAGAGACCUGAUUUGCUACACGUUGAACCCUACAAAUUCACCACGCCUGAUUGGACAGAGCGACAUCUUUUGUUUGAUGAGGUUAUCAAUUGGAGAGAGUUGUAUGCGAUACAUUUAAUGCUUCAUUUAGAUUGGACAAAAUACACACCCGAAACAGUGAAAUCGUUGAAAAACACAUUUGGAGAAGUAGUUCGGAAUGUUUAUUAUGGCGAUUCUAAAGUCAUACAGAAUUAGAGUUGCAAUAAUUACAUGAAAAGGAUUUACAUGGAUAAAGCCUACCUUGCACCAGUUACAGGUAAAAUUGACGAAGAGAGGGAUUGAAAUUUACUUGAGAGCAAAGCCACUUUGGUUGUUCAACUUUGUGAACACAUUCUCAGGCAAAUCACAUCCGAUAUUUCGAGGCCAAUAUCAAGGAAACAUUCAUUGAACGCUACAUACUUAAUAAAAUAAGGCUCUACUGUCAAUAGCUGAGAGAGCAUAUAUCAUAUGUCAUAUAUACUUUUAAAGAACCACAUUUUAAAUAAAUAAGUUACUUUAAUAUUUGACAACAAGUGAUACGUAUUGACAUUAGCUACGAGGCAAAACUAUUUCCAAACCUUAUCUCGCUUGCCUGGCAAUAGAAGAACACGAUGAAAACCCUUACGGAAUGAGAUUGUACACAAUAUUGAAUCAAAAGUUGAUGACUUGAGAUCAAUUAAAGCUAUACAAUUAACUUUACAACUUGUCACUGCUAGAGUAAUAUUUCUCAAUGGAUGUGAAAAAGACGAGGCGCCUCAUCCUGACUACACUAGAGAAGUAGAGAUUGAAUAUGUGUUUAAGGCUAGAGUUAUGCUGACAUCCACAUACAAUCCCAUGCGAUUUUUAUUAUUCUAUCGAUUCCCUUAUGAGUGAAACCUUUUGGAUAUCAUCAUGAUAUUAGGUUUAAAAUAAGUAAAACUCUCCCUUCUCUAAUUUAUCAAUGUGCAAAUAUAAAAUGGAGACCCCAUGUUUUGUUUUGAAUAUCAUGGUGAUCAUAUAAAAGGUUAUUCCCCCCGGUUGUGGUUGCAUAUUUGCCCGCAUAUUUGGUAUAACUUUUUUGUUAAAGGUACUACCCUUCUUAAAACUAAAGUACUCGUGUCUUUAAGUGUAUUGGAUACCCUGUAAUGGAUUUACUUGCAUUUUGUAUCGGUGGAGACAUAUCGUGGUACCAUAACAUUACCAAUAUGAACAAUUUCGGUGGCCGCCGCAAAAUAUGC